Messenger RNA from Neolamprologus brichardi, 1049 nucleotides. RefSeq names its product ubiquitin domain containing 2 (gene ubtd2). Gene Ontology annotation, molecular function: protein binding. The record is from RefSeq and is a predicted model, not a curated record. Lineage: Eukaryota; Metazoa; Chordata; Actinopteri; Cichliformes; Cichlidae.
GAGACAGGGGUAGUGGAUGUAGCUGUAGCUGUGGGCCGGGGGGUGAGCUACCUAGCCCGGGCUGCUCUGCUGAAACAUCCAUGGGUGGCUGUGUCGGGAGCCACCACGACUCUUCGGGCAGCUUAAACGAGAACUCGGACGGCACUGGAGUGGCUCUAGGGCGUAACCAGCCCCUGAAGAGAGAGCGGCCUAAAUGGAAAAGUGACUACCCGAUGACUGAAGGCCAGCUGCGCAGCAAAAGAGAUGAGUUCUGGGAUACGGCGCCAGCUUUCGAAGGCCGGAAGGAGAUCUGGGAUGCGCUGCGGGCUGCGGCCAGCGCCUUUGAGAGCAAUGACCACCUGCUGGCUCAGGCGAUCCUUGAUGGAGCCAGCAUCACACUGCCACAUGGAGCUCUGACCGAAUGCUACGAUGAAUUGGGGAAUCGAUACCAGCUGCCAGUCUACUGCCUCUCUCCCCCAGUCAACAUGAUCGAGGAACGCUCCGAUGAGCCCGACGGUUCAGAUCCUGACUCCGGAACCGCCGACCCGUCCUUGGGCAGCGCCGGUGAUCCUGGCACAGGAGGGGAAUGCCAGCUUCGGCUCCGCCUCUCCACGGGUCGCGACCUCCGGCUGGCAGUCCGUUCCACGGACACAGUAGGCAUAAUGAAGCGGCGUCUGCAAAGUCAGGAGGGCGUGCCUGCCGCAACGCAACGCUGGUUUUUCUCAGGGCGGCCUCUGACAGACAGACUGCGCUUGGACCAACUCAACAUCUCAAGAGACUAUGUAGUGCAGGUCAUCCUCAGCCAGCGACCACCACCAGAGCCUGAAACUACACCAGAAACAUCAGGGCCAGUGGCAGCAGAAGAAGUAGCCGCACUGCCACAAGAGCCCACGCCGGAGGAGGAUUGAUGCUCCCAAACUUGCAGCCUGGAGCGGGGCAUACCAGUGAUGUGAUAGUAUAAAAGUUGGAGGAUAACAAGGGACACAAAAGAAGCUGAUUUCUCUUCUCUUCUCUUCUCUUCUCUUCUCUUCUCUUCUCUUUUCUUCUCUUCUCUUCUCUUCUCUUCUCUU